This is a messenger RNA of Penicillium paradoxum, 837 nucleotides long. RefSeq lists its product as uncharacterized. Bases 1 to 837 code for a protein of 278 amino acids. Gene Ontology annotation, biological process: D-xylose metabolic process. NCBI's taxonomy places the organism in Eukaryota, Fungi, Ascomycota, Eurotiomycetes, Eurotiales, Aspergillaceae. Gene Ontology annotation, molecular function: UDP-glucuronate decarboxylase activity; NAD+ binding. The record is from RefSeq and is a predicted model, not a curated record. Gene Ontology annotation, cellular component: cytoplasm. The transcript has 4 exons.
AUGGACAACAAAGGAAGUCCGCUUAAAGUACUUGUGACGGGUGCAGCGGGAUUUCUCGGAUCAAACCUGGUCGAUUUCCUACUCGAUCAUGGCCAUACAGUGAUCGGCCUCGACAACCUUCAAAAUGGCUCGUCUCAGGUCUUGGAUCAUCUAAAGGAUCAUCCUCGGUUUGAAUUUAUCAAAAUAUACGGAUUCUUCACACAAGCACUUCAGAACCUUGGGGCAAAAACAGAAGUCUAUGGCAAUCCCUCAGUUCAUCCACAGCCAGAGUAUUACUGGGGCAACGUCAACCCCUUCGGCCCGCGAGCCUGCUACGACGAAGGAAAACGCGCCGCCGAGGCCCUGUGCUACGCCUAUCGAGAGCAACACGGCGUCGAUAUUCGUAUCGCUCGAAUAUUCAACACAUAUGGACCGCGCAUGGGCCCAAGCGAUGGCCGGGUCGUGUCUAGCUUUAUCACGUCGGCAUUGAAAGGAAAUGAUCUGAAGAUUACUGGUGACGGCACUACGACUCGCUCGUUCCAAUAUGUCACCGACUGUAUAAAAGGGCUAUAUACACUCAUGCAGAGCGAUUAUAGCCAAGGUCCGGUGAAUAUUGGUAAUGACGGAGAAUUCACCAUCCAGCAACUGGCGGAGCUUGUGAUCGAGCUUGUUUCGCAGAUGACUGGUCGGUCGAAAGUCGCUAUUGUGUAUUCUCUGCCGUUGGUGGAUGAUCCUAUGAUGCGGCGGCCGGAUAUCUCGUUGGCGAGGGAGGUGCUGUGUUGGGAGCCGGUGGUUCAGCUGGAAGAGGGAUUGCGCAGGACGAUUGAGUGGCAUAUCAACCAAGGACGAUGUGACUGA